GACUCGUCUGUACUGCUCUCUCUCUCUUUCUCUCUCUCUCUCUGCACAGAGCUCUCUUUCUUGAAUUCUCACGUUCACGUACUCCCUUAGCCUUUCCAACUCUCUCGCUCUUCACUCUGCUGAAAACACGGUGGUUUCCGGCGAACGCCGACCUCUCGACUGCUCUCUCCCUCACGAGCUCACCUGCGAGACUCCCUGCCCCAGCCUCAAGCUCUACUUCCUCAUUGGAAUCCUCAGCCUCUCCGCGCUCUCCAUCGCUCUCCUCGUAUACCUCUGCGUCCUUCUCAGUCGGACCUCAAAGAAGCGUGAAGUGCCAGCAAAAUGGACGAAUUCUCGGGGAUCAGUUGGACCUUCCUACGAGGUUUUUCUAAGUUUUCAUGGACGAGACACUCGUCAUGGAUUUACCGAUUUUCUUUACCAUGGCAUGGUGGAGACUGGGAUCCUCGUCUUUAGGGAUAAUGAAUCCCUCCAUGUUGGUCAAAGAAUUGGUGAUGAACUUCUACAAGCAAUCCAAAACUCCAAGAUCUAUGUUCCCAUAUUCUCCAAGAAUUAUGCAUCGAGUCACUGGUGCCUCCGAGAGCUUGCAUUUAUAGUUGAGUGCACCUCCAAAUCGAAUGGGAAUAAAGAGAUUUUGCCAUUUUCUUGGAUGUGGAGCCUGACGAUGUCAAGCUCAAAACAGACUUAUAAAGCAAAGCUCUUUCAGCGCACCAGAAAAAGUUCGGUACUGAAGUUGAAUCAUGGAAAAAAGCUCUCAUUGAAGUGGACGAGAUAAAGGGAUGGAACCGGAGGAAAGAUGAAGGGCAGGUAGAUCUGACACGAGACAUAAUUAAAAUUGUGCUGGAUAAGCUGAAUAUGGGAAAUAAAAACAUUGUUUCUGAAGAUCUAGUUGGAGUUGAUGAUCGUGCGGAAGCUAUAAUCAAAAUGUUGGAUUUGAGAUCUAGUAGUGUACAAUUUCUCGGAAUCCACGGAAUGGGCGGAAUUGACAAAACAACACUUGCCAAUGUCAUUUUCAACAGCCUGUCUUCUCACUUUAAAGAUUGUUAUUUCCUUCAAGAUGUCCGAGAGUUGUCACAACACCAUGGACUGGUAUAUUUGCAAAAACAAUUGCUAUCCAACUUUCAUUUGAACCUCAACAAGAUUCAUCACGUUGAUGAGGGGAUCGACAAGAUUAAGAGAGUUUUUGGCAAUAAAAAAGUUCUCAUUGUUUUGGAUGACGUGGAUGAGAAAGAGCAACUCAAAUGUCUAGCAAAAGAAGGCGAUUGGUUCGGUUCUGGUAGUAGGAUUAUCAUAACUACUAGGGACCAAAGGGUCUUAAGGAUUGUGGGAGAAGCAAUAGGUGAAGGCCAUGUAAAAAAGUCUACAAAAGUUUUGACUUACGAAGUAUGUGAACUGGAAUUUCAAGAUGCUCUUAAGCUUUUCAGUAAGCAUGCCUUUAGAAGGGACUCUCCACCAGAUCAUUUUGGCUCCCUUUCAAAUGAGAUUGUCUCCACUUUGGGAAUGCUUCCUUUAGCCCUUGAGGUUACAGGUUCAUCCCUUAACAAUGAACCCAAAGAAUUCUGGCAAGCCACAUUGAAAAAGCUAAAAGAUGCUCCUCCUGAUGAAGUCCAAAGUAAAUUGAUGAUAUCUUAUGAUAAGUUAGAUAAUAAAAAAAAAAGCAAGGAAAUUGUACGUCAAGAGAACAAAGAUCCCAACAAGCGUAGUAGAGUGUGGAAUUGUGAGGAAGUCUGGAACAUUCUGAAGCAAAAAGAGGUCGAUCGAAAGGAUGCCAGACCUAUCGAAAUUGAGGAAGCUAAGAGAGCUUCCAGUAGGAACAUGUCUGAAGCUAAGAAGCAUGGAAGGUCGUUGGAGAGUUUGGUGGACACCUCGAAUUUGAAUUUAGAAUGUUGCCUGAUUGUUCGUUGCAAGCGGUUGCUUGAUCGUCGCAAUUAUUGUAAACGUGGCUGGGGUUGCUAUUGUGAGAUGCUUUUCGAGGGGCUGUGGAAAUCUGACCCGAUGGAAGUCCAGCAAGUAUUACAGGGACACUCGGAUGUUGCACUAGCUUUCUCCUGGACAAAUAUUGGUGAUGAAGCUUAG
Molecule: messenger RNA, 2073 nt
Organism: Eucalyptus grandis
Lineage: Eukaryota; Viridiplantae; Streptophyta; Magnoliopsida; Myrtales; Myrtaceae
Product: disease resistance protein RUN1-like
Exons: 6
Coding region: 853-2073 (406 amino acids)
Biological process (GO): defense response
Molecular function (GO): ADP binding
Source: RefSeq, a predicted model, not a curated record